GCUGGGGGGGCGGCGAUGGCGGGGGGGCGGAGGGGGGGCGGCAAAAAGAGGGAGGAGGAGGAGGUGGUGGUGAAGGGGGGGGUGUCGGUGAAGAUGGCGCUGAGGCGGGCGUACUCCAUCAAGGACAAGCUGCGAGCCAUCGAGAGGGUGAAGAAGGGCGAGAGGCAGGCGGCGGUGUGCCGGGCUUUCGGGGUGCCGGGGGGGACGUUACGGGGCUGGUUGAAGGACGAAGGGAAACUGAGGUGGUUCCUGGAGCAGCUGGGGGGGGAGGUGGGCACCCAACGCAAGAAGAUGAGGUUGGCCAACGAAGAAGAGAUCGACCGAGCCGUCUACGCGUGGUUCCUCGCCUUACGGCGGCACGGCGUCCCUCUCUCCGGUCCUCUCAUCCAAGCCCAAGCCGAAGCCUUCGCCCGGCAGAUUUACGGCCCCGAGUGCACCUUCAAAGCCAGCCACGGUUGGUUUUGGCGGUGGCAGAAGCGCCACGGCAUCUCCAGCCAACGCAUCUACGGCGAGAACGAGCAGACGCCCACCGUUCCCCCCAAAACGCUACCAUCUUCAUUCCCAUUAUCACCAGUUGCCGAUACUGGGGGUUACGGGGACGAGCAGAUCUACAACGCCAACGUCACCGGGCUCUACUGGAAGCUGCUGCCCCAUCAACGCCCGGCUCCUCGCCACCGCGUCACCGUCCUGCUGGCCGCCAACUUGACCGGCGCCCAUAAAUUGAAGCCUUUGGUGGUUGGAGGCCUCCGCCAACCUCCCAGCCUCCGCCACCACAACCAGGACAAAUUCCCCGCUUGUUAUCGCUACGGUCCCGAAGCCAGGUUGGGACCUGCUCUACUCCGGGCUUGGUUUUUUGAGGAUUUCGUGCCAGGCGUCAAGCGGUACCUGCGGCGGAGCUGCUUGCAGCAGAAGGCGGUGUUGUUGCUCAGCUCCCCGCCACCGCUCAACGGGGGCGGCCACGAGGAGCUCCCCCAGCUGCAGACCCCCGACGGCUCCAUCCGUGCCCUAUUCCUCUCCAAGAACCCGGCUGGAGGAGGGGGUGGCUCGGCCGGAGGGGGUGGCCGAAUCCCGGCCCCGUUGGAGCAAGGGGUGGUGGCCGCCUUCAAGCAACUCUACAAGCGGGAGCUGCUUCGUUUGGCCGUCUCGUGCGGUGGUGGUGGUGGCCCUGUGGAUUUCGUGAGGUCCUUUCUCCUCAAGGACAUGCUCUACUUGGCCGGCCUCUCUUGGGACCUCAUCCCCCCCGGCGCCAUCGAGAAAUGUUGGCUGCUGGGGUUGCGCGCCGCCUUCGAGCCCCAGCCCGGCGAGGAAGAGCGCGGAGAUGGGGUGGAAGGGGAGGAAGGCGGCGGGGAUGGCGGGGACGGCAAAGUCUUCAGCGACCUGACCCACUUGGCCGCCUUGGCCUACAAGUGCUUGGCUCCCGAGGAGGUGGCCGACUGGCUGCACUUGGACGACGCGGCCCCGGGUGUCGGGGAGGACGACGGGGACGAGGACGGCGAGGAGGAAAGCUCCGGAGGCUGUAGGGUGGAGGAGGAAGAGGAGGAGGAGGAAGAAAUUGCCGGAGAUGGGGCUGGUGGAGGGGACAUGGGGGCCGGUGGGCUUGGGGAAGGGGGUCCCCCUUUGCUCCCCACGGCCCGGGAAGCCAUCAGAGGGUUGGAGACGGCGCUGCGCUGGCUGGAGGGCCAGGACCCGCGGCAAGUGGGGCCGCUGAAGCUGGUGCAGCUCCGUUCCCUCAUCAGCACGGCCCAGCGGCUUCACCGCGCCGGCAACCCCGAUCCUUAGGGCCGGGAUCCCUUCGCCUACCGCCCGCCUCGCCUCCCUGGGGACACCCGCGGGGUUGGGGACACCCCGUUUGUCCCAGCUCCCCUCCGUCGCGGGCAGUCGGGGUUCAGGAGGCUCAAGACGCCCGUGGGUUCCCGUGGCUGAAGAGGGGAGAGUCAUAUUUUAGGGCUAAUGGUUUUGGGGUUUUUUGUUUUGGUCGCAGAUUCCAUGGGGACAGGGUGGGCGGCGUCCCACGGGGAGAUGGGGUGACGGAGAGACCCACGAGGAGCCGGGACCGUGGAGGUAAAGGGGAUGGCAACGCCCUUCCCGCUGCCAAAAACGGUUUCCCGCGAAACCGGGGAGAUUUGGGGCUGCUUUAGGACAACUUUUGUCGUGCACUGGAUUGGGACGGGGACACGGGGACAGCUGCAGAUCCCCUGGUGAGGGUCGCUAGCACCAGGACCACAGGUGCCAUCAUCCCAGCGCCCUCCUAAAACCAAGUUUUGGGGUCCAGGCUCCUGUUUUGCCCUGUGUCUCGUGUGAGAUGGGAGCAGGAACAGCUCCCGGAGCUGUCGUGAAAUACCGGAGGCAUCGGAUGUGAAUUAAGCCGCUCGUUUCUCGACCUGAUUUGGAUAAAAUUUUAGCUUAAUUAGCCGAAUUGUUGGAAAAAAAAGGGGAAAAAAAUAAAAAUCGAGCUGACGUGCCCCGUGUCAGCAGGCGGGAUGGGUGUUUUUUUUUACGUGUCGGGUCUUUGUCUCAUGAUUUCAGAGUUUCUGGAGAUUAAAUGGAUUUUUAUUCCCGCU
Molecule: messenger RNA, 2561 nt
Organism: Anas platyrhynchos (mallard)
Lineage: Eukaryota; Metazoa; Chordata; Aves; Anseriformes; Anatidae
Gene: TIGD5
Product: tigger transposable element derived 5
Cellular component (GO): nucleus
Molecular function (GO): DNA binding
Source: RefSeq, a predicted model, not a curated record